Anopheles bellator is the source of this 1788-nucleotide messenger RNA. Its product is annotated as beta-1,4-glucuronyltransferase 1. Bases 742 to 1788 code for a protein of 348 amino acids. The record is from RefSeq and is a predicted model, not a curated record. The transcript has 2 exons. Gene Ontology annotation, molecular function: glucuronosyltransferase activity. Lineage: Eukaryota; Metazoa; Arthropoda; Insecta; Diptera; Culicidae.
GGCGUUCCGGGUGUUUUCAGUGAGCCACAGAUCCCGGGAUACUACGGGUACGGUGUUUGGAUGAAUGUGCGUUUCUGGAACCGUGUAUCUGGAGCUCAUCUGGUGUGGUCCAUCACUGGAUAACGGAUCGCUGGACUGUCCACACAUCGGAAAGAACUAUUCGCGGUCGGGACUGUAAUGAGCUGUGGUAGUUGGCGCGUCUUCGUGAAGGCUGAAGUUCCUGUGACCCAGACCCGUGACUCAGACACGCACGUGGACGGGCUGCGUUCAGCAAACACAGUCAAACACACGACGGGUGCAUCCUUCGCGGUGCGAUCGAUAAAUUGAUUUCCUCCCUUAUCGGUACACGUCACACGCGGUUGGAGGGAUUCUUCUUUGUUACUUCACACCAGGCCGACUGGCUCGAUGCUUUGCAACAUUGCGAUGAAAUGCGUAAUAAUUGAAGAUGGCUCGCCACAGUAGUGACGCGGUACACUAGACACGACGACGACCGGAGCGCUCCCAAUUGACAGCUGCAAACAAUGCCACGGUUCCCACUAGUGCACCGGGCACGGAGUGCCACGAGAAAGAAUUGAACGGUUUGACAGCUACGUACCCACGGCAACGACCCGCGGCGACACUACGCAUCGAAACACGAUCCGAACGAGAAUCAGCAGGCCCAGAUUAGGCGCAGGCUCUGCUGGGCGCGAAGUGAUGAACAUUUUAUCCUCCCGACGUGUCAGAAUCCAGCAAUCGUAAUCAAUGUUUCAGACAUGCCGCCUCUGGAACCUCAGUAUUGCGAGCGUGCUGGCGCUGACUCUGUCCAACGUGUUUCUCACCGUCCGGUUGCUGCACAGCGGCGACCAGUGCAACCAGUACGGCGGAGGUGGCGGCAACGGCGAGGAUGGCGUCUCGAUGGUCCCGCGAGCCCCCGUCCUCACGCCGGCCACCUGCCUGGAGUACGUGCUGGCGGACGGGCUGGCGAACGGCACGGAUAAGGCCGUCUUCUCCGGGCUCGAUCUGCGGCUCGGUCGCUGGGACGCUCGGCGGCUGUACAAGAUCUUCGACUACGCCGUCGUCGGCGAGCGGUUCCCGGAGCUUUCGGGUGCGUACACCGUGUGCCUGGCGACGCAGGCCUCACUGGAGAAGAUCUACUCGCUGGUCCAGGUCGCCCACCACUGGUCUGGGCCGCUGUCGGCCGCCAUCUUCGCCGCCGGCAACGACGAGCUGUACCUGGUGCAGCUCUAUCUGUCCUACCUGCGCAGCUGCUUCCGGCCGAUCCGGGAGCGGGUCAGCUUCCAUCUCGUCCUACCGCGGGAGCGGCCCCCGACGCACCUGCAGAGUGUGCACGUGGGCGACUUCACCCGGUUCGACUGUGCCAAACCGGAGGCGACGCUGAACGAGCUGCUGCGGCAGCGCCGGCCGGACACGAGCAAGUGGCGCAUCAAGAACCCGUACCCGCAGAACCAUCUGCGCAACGUGGCCCGCAAGGGCUGCCAGAGCGGGUACGUGUUCCUCACCGACGUCGACAUCGUGCCGAGCGUCAGCUUCGCCGAGCAGCUGGACCGCUUUCUCCGCCGCCAGAAGCCGGGCGGGGCGGGGUCGUCGGGGAACCAGCAGCAGCACCACCACCACCAGCACCACCACCAGCUGACCGCAUUCGUUGUGCCAACGUACGAGCUGGACGAGCGGGUGCGCUUCCCGCGCAACAAGACUGACCUCAUCCGGCUCGCGAACAAGGGCCUGGCCCGUCCGUUUCACCACAAGGUGUUUAUCUACAACCAGUUCGCGACGAACUUUUCGAGGUAA